AUGGCUGGCCUCACGUCUCCCAAAAAGUCUCAGGUUGACCCGUCAUCACCCAAAGGCACGAAAGAAACAUUGCAGAAUGAGAGUGGCCUCUUGCCGCCGCAGCACUGGGGACAAUUGAGCGAGGAUAUCGACGACCGAGAUGAUGCUGACUCUACCAUCCCCGACAAUGCCAGCUCAACUGCGUCUCUGACAUCUAGUAUACUGAAAUACAGAACACUGCACGGCAGGCUGUACCAGAGUGAGAGGGGCAACACUGACUACUGGGGACCCAUCGAUGAGGCUGGACAGGAAGCCAUGGAUAUCAACAUGUUGACUACGCUGACUUGCACGGACACAAAGGCAGCUAUAGAUAUCGGAACAGGAACGGGUAUCUGGGCCAUUGAGUUCGCGGACCAAUUCCCCAAUGCCUCAGUAAUCGGAACCGACCUUGCCCCCAUCCAGCCAAGUUGGGUUCCCGCAAACCUUCAAUUCCAAAUCGACGACUGCACACAAGAGUGGACCAUCCCUCCUAAUUCGCUCGAUUACGUCCACAUGCGUUGGCUCGUCGGCAGCAUCGCAGACUGGACAGCCCUAUUCAAGGAAGCAUACAAGAGCCUCAAGCCCGGCGGCUGGGUCGAAACCUACGAGCCUUCUGCAACUGUCGAGAGCGAUGACAAUAGUGUUUUACCCGGAAGUGCGAUGAGCCAGUGGCAAAAGUUCUUCGUUGAGGGCGGACGCAAAAUGGGUCGUCCGUUCACUGUGUUUCAGGACGAGCUUCAGAAAAAGGCUAUGCAGGAAGCUGGAUUUGUUGACAUUGAAGAGAGAAACUUUAAAAACCCGGUCGGAGGCUGGCCAAAGGACCCCGAAGCACAAAGCAUCGGGCAGUAUACGCAGGCUACGCUUGAGCAAGACGGGAAAGGAACAGUGUUACACAUGGCGACCGCUCUAGGGUGGUCGGAAGAGGAAGUCACCGUCUUCAUCUCUCAUUUGCGUCGCGAGAUUAGAUCACCAAAGAUCCAUGCGUUCUUCAGGCAGAAGGCAGUCUGGGGACGAAAGCCUGAGACUGCAUGA
This is a messenger RNA of Fusarium graminearum PH-1, 1050 nucleotides long. RefSeq lists its product as uncharacterized. The coding region runs from base 1 to 1050 and encodes 349 amino acids. The record is from RefSeq and is a predicted model, not a curated record. Gene Ontology annotation, molecular function: methyltransferase activity. The transcript is spliced from 7 exons. Lineage: Eukaryota; Fungi; Ascomycota; Sordariomycetes; Hypocreales; Nectriaceae.